CAAACCAUUAAGCAGAAAUAACGAACAAAAAUGCACUAUAUCUUAAUAUUUUACUGAUCCGUUUGAGACAUGUAGUACGAUGGAAUACCUCAGAGAAGCUAAAGUUCGAAAAGGAAUAUUUCUGAUUUAUGCAUUUUUAAUAACAGUGACAAGGGCUUCUGAAGACUCCAACAACAUCACUGACUGCGGACCUGUUCCCAAUAUCACGCAUGGAGUUGUGCAGCUCCAGUACGAAAAUGACUCUCUGUAUGGAGCACUGGCGUACGUGCUAUGUGACAGAGGGUUUGAAACAAACACAACAGUUCUAACUUGCCUCGACACAGGAGAGUGGGAGGAUUGGGAAACGUUUGCAAGCUGUGAACCUAUUGGCUGUGGGCCAGUUCCAGAUAUAGAGAAUGGCGUUGUUGUGUUAUGGGACACGACAAAUACAUCAUAUGGAGCUACUGCGAACAUCACAUGCGAUGAAGGUUACAUUGCCAGUGCUUCAAAUAUUUCAUGUUUAGAUACAGGUUACUGGGACGACAAUGUAACCUGUUCAGGCUGUGGGCUAGUCCCGGACAUAGAAAACGGUCAAAUCGUCCUCGCUGAUAUUACCAACAUAUCUUACGGGUCCGUGGCAAAUGUUACAUGUGACACUGGAUACGAAGCUAGUGUGGCAAAUAUAACAUGUCUGUCGUCUGGUGUCUGGGAACAUAACGCAACUUGUGUGUCUGUUGGCUGUGGACCAGUUCUAGAUAUAGAGAAUGGCGUUGUUGUGUUAUGGGACACGACAAAUACAUCAUAUGGAGCUAUUGCGAACAUCACAUGCGAUGAAGGUUACAUUGCCAGUGCUUCAAAUAUUUCAUGUCUAGAUUCAGGUUACUGGAAUGACAAUGUUACCUGUUCAGGCUGUGGGCUAGUCCCGGACAUAGACAAUGGUCAAAUCGUCCUCGCUGAUAUCACCGACACAGGUUACGGGGCCGUGGCAAAUGUUACAUGCCACACUGGAUACGAAGCUAGUGUGGCAAAUAUAACAUGUCUGUCGUCUGGUGUCUGGGAACAUAACGCAACUUGUGUGUCUGUUGAAUGUGACCCAUCUCCGUCGCUUUUGUAUGGAAAUGGAAGUAUAGAUUUGGUUGACGGGAACUCCUCAUACGGAGCAAAGGCCAUUGUUACAUGUGAUGCCCACUAUACAGCUAUAUCAUUCAGUACUGCCUGUGUAGGAGCCAGCAUCUCGGAAAUAGGCACGAAUUUCACGAAUGUGACAAAUGCCACAUUUCCAGACUGUUAUAUAAUAUCUAUGUCUAAUCCAUUGAACAUUACAUGUCUGGAGUCAGGAGACUGGCAGACUGUCUUCUGUAUUAUGACUGGUUGUGGACCAGUUUCAGACAUCGAAAAUGGACAGUUUAUCCUAUUGGACAGUUCAAACACGUCGGUGGGAACCGUGGCUAACGUGACAUGUGACAACGGCUACGUUGCUAGUGCACAAAAUAUAUCAUGUCUGGUGACUGGCCAGUGGGAGGACAAUGUGACCUGUUCCAUUGUCGAAUGUGAUCCUUGGCCGUCAAUUUCACAUGGAAGUAUUGAUGUGUUCGGCAACUCUUCAUUUGGAGACUUCGCUAAUGUAACUUGUAAUGUGGGAUACGAAGCCAGUGUUUUAAAUAUCACUUGUUUAGAAUCUGGAGAUUGGGAAAAUGUCACUUGUGAUAUCAUAGAUUGCGGACCAAUUCCUAGUAUAGAAAAUGGACAAUUUUAUCUUUUGGAUAGCUCCAAUACAUCGUUUGGAGCCGUGGCAAACGUGACUUGCGACACAGAUUACGUUGCAAAUACUCCGAACAUAUCCUGUUUUGAGACAGGCUUCUGGGACGAUGAUGUAAACUGCUCCAUUGCUGAAACAGGUUGCGGACAAGUUCCAGUCAUUGAAAAUGGGCGCAUUUUCCCCUCAGAUAAUUCUAAUACAUCGAUUGGAGCUAAGGCAAAUGUGACAUGUGACACAGGAUACGUUGCUAAUACUCCAAAUAUAACGUGCUUGGACAACGGCUUCUGGGAUGAAAAUGCGACAUGUUCCAUUGUUGAAUGUGACUCCAUGCCAUAUAUUUUAAAUGGUAGAAUAGAUGUGUUAGACAACUCAUCAUACAAUGCCGAGGCAAAUGUAACAUGUGAUACAGGAUAUGCUGCAAAUGUAUCAAUAAUCACUUGUCUUGAGUCUGGUAAUUGGGAGAUCGUUACUUGUGAUGUCAUAGAUUGCGGACAAAUUCCUACUAUAGAAAAUGGACGGCUUUAUCUUUUGGAUAACUCUAACUCAUCAUUUGGAGCCGUGGCAAACGUAACUUGUGACACAGGUUACGUUGCCAAUACUCCAAACGUAUCCUGUUUGGAGACAGGCUUCUGGGACGAUGAUGUAAACUGCUCUAUUGCUGAAACAGGUUGCGGACAAGUUCCAGUCAUUGCAAAUGGUCGCAUUUUCCUCUCAGAUAGUUCUUAUACAUCCCUUGGAGCUAUGGCAAAUGUGACAUGUGACACAGGAUACGUCGCUAAUACUCCAAAUAUAACUUGCUUGGAUAACGGCUCCUGGGAUGAUAAUGUGACAUGUUCUAUUGUUGAAUGUGAUUCCAUGCCAUCUAUUUCAAAUGGUAGAAUAGAUGUGUUAGACAACUCAUCAUACAAUGCCGAGGCAAAUGUAACAUGUGAUACAGGAUAUGCUGCAAAUGUAUCAAUAAUCACUUGUCUUGAGUCUGGUAAUUGGGAGAACGUUACUUGUGAUGUCAUAGAUUGCGGAGUCGUUCCUAAUAUAGAAAAUGGACAGUACUUCCCGCUGGAUAGUUCAAAUACUACCAUUGGAGCCGUUGCAAAUUUGACAUGCGACACGGGAUACAUUGCUACCGUUUCGAAUAUAUCAUGUCUUGAGACAGGUUACUGGGACGAUAAUGCAGAUUGCGUAAUUGUUGAAUGUGGUUGGGUACCAUCAAUACAACACGGCAACGUAGAUUUAGUAGGUGACGUUACAUCUUACGGAGCAAUGGCGUAUGUAACAUGUGACUCUGUGUACACAGCCAGUACUCCUAAUAUCACCUGUCAGGAAUCAGGCGAAUGGGAAAACGCUUCAUGUGAAAUUACAGGUUGUGGUGCUUUCUCCAGCAUACCAAAUGGUAUCAUCUAUGAGAAUGAAGGGUACACAUCCAUUGGUGCUGCUGCCCUUGUUUCUUGUGAUACAGGGUUUGAUAGCAGCGUACAAUGGGUAACAUGUCUCGACAAUGGAUACUGGGAAAAUGCGACAUGCUAUCCAAAAGACUGUGGCGCAGUUACAAGCAAUAUAUCCGAAGGGGCCGUUGAACUAAUAGAUCCAAGUAAUACAUCUUACGGAGCUCUUGCGGUAGUGCGAUGCAACGAAGGCUUUGAAGCUGUACCGUUGACUGUGAACUGUACAUCAACGGGUGAAUGGGAAGAAGCCUCAUGUGAACCAAUAGAUUGUAGAGACCCACAAAUUGUUCAAUAUGGAACAGUGACCCUAGCUGACACAUCGGAUACAGGUUAUGGCGCAGAGGCCAUGCUUCAGUGUGAAUCGGGCUUUGAUGCAACAUUAACAACUUUUCUGUGUCAAGAAAAUGGAGACUGGGAAAAUGCAACAUGUAGUCCGAAGGAUUGUGGAGAGGUGCCAUAUAUCGAUAACGGCGAUAUAGUUCUUGUUGACAGUAACAACUCAACAUACAGAGCUCAAGCAUCUGUGAAUUGUGAUCCUGGCUACAGUGCUGAUAAAUCUCAUAUCACAUGUCUGUCAUCGGGAAACUGGGACAAUAAUAUCACUUGUAUCAUAAAUGAGUGUAAUGUAAACAAUGUACCAGUUGUUGCCAAUGGCGAAGUGGUAUUGAACACUGCCAGUAAUCAGACAAUUGCUUCAUUAGUUAAUGUGAGCUGUUAUAAUGGAUUUGGUGCGACUUCUCCAGUUGUUGCAUGUAUGGGACAAGGUGUAUGGCAAAAUAAUGUAACAUGUACUCCUUAUGCUCUUGGCACCGUAAAGGUUGGAACUGGACAGGAAAUUGCUAAUGGGCAGCAUACAGCCUUCUUCAGAUGUGCAUUUAGCAUUGCGGACGGUUUGAAAUACAAAAUCAAAUGGUACAUCAAUGGACUGGAGUUUUAUGAUACAGGGAUAUUAAGCUCGACACAAGCUUCGACAUCUGUAUUGACAGAUGAUAUGUUUACUGAUGCUGUAAAUAACCAUUUACAGUCACAGUUCUUUGGCCUGGAGGUGACAUGUUCUGUGGUGGUGUUUGAUGGAGCUGGUUCAACAGAACUAGAAAACGAAACAAGUGGAGUUCUAAUCCCUUUUGACGUAUCAACAAAUGAUAUUUCAAUGACGAGAGGAAAAGAGGUCACAUUCACCGUUUUCCUGAAUGUACCGUUUGGAUGUCCGACAGGUUCUCAGGGCUGCUUUCUUAGAUUCGUAGUGUACGACCCAUACGAUUCAUACAGUUGCUAUGACUCGUCCAUAGCAGCUAUCCACAGUGAUACUUGUGGUGGGAAAGUAGAAGGCGCUACGGAAGGGACAAUAGGACACGUGACUUCCAUGAGUACAAUUACGAACAUCACUAUAACAACAAAGAAUAAUCGUUGGUAUCGACUUCGUUGGUAUUUCCCCCUUGUUCUUAAACUUGUAGCCGUUGGAAAUGCUAAGCCAUUCUGGAAUACCCCGUCAACAAGCAUUACGGUAAUUGUAAGUGAGAACUAUUACACGCGAUACAGGGGCUGCUAUUCGUUUGUUGACCCCUACAUAUACACUUUUGAUCGAAGAUGGUAUUCAAAUCAGCUACUAGAGACGUUUGUUAUGUUUCGUCAUAAAACUCUUCCGAUUGAGGUUCAGACAGUUACUGCCCCUUGUAAUCGCUGGGCCACGUGCUCCUGUGCUGUAACAGUACGUGCUGGUGGGGAUGUAUUUUCCAUCAACCACUGUUAUGGGCAUCUCACGAGCUACCUGUCAGCUAAGGAUGGAAUAUUGAAAGUAUAUAAAUUAUGGUCCACAUAUUAUCAGAUAAUCCUUCCGACUGGAAUGCAAGUGUUUGUGUAUAUAAUGUCCUACUUUAAUUACAUGAUGAACGUCUACGUGACACCGACGCCAUCAGAUUUCGAACAAAUGGAAGGUCUUUGUGGAAAUUUCAACGGCGACUUUAGAGAUGACACUGUUCUUCGCGGUUCAAACAGUUCCGAUCCUGUCGAAACAUAUUAUGGCUAUUGGUGGUGGUGGAGCGAUUACUUUUAUCCACAUGAAUUUGCAUAUUCAUGGGGUUUAGAGUUGACGGGAAGAUCAGAUGAGAACCUUCUUAACCCUGAUGUCUACGAAAACGUAGAAGUAUGGGACAGCAAUAAGAAGCUUUGCGUCUGUCCGGACGCAAACAGCGGCACGAGCUACGACGCUUUGUGCUCGGCAGAUGAAGAAGCUACGUGUACGCGUCCAAUCUGGCGAUGGGGUACUUUGGUCGGAGCGACGUCGCGACAGACGCGAGACGUUGACGGUAACGAAAGAAAUAUACACCGUUCAAAAAGAGAUACAGCGAGGAGACUGGUUAAGAUGACGAACAGAUGGAAAGAAGCUCGGGAAAAACAUGCUGCAUUACGGAAGAAGAGGCAGGUUAAUAACAGCACGACAAUAUCCUGGGAAAAAGCAGAAGAAAUAUGUACAGAGAAAUUGAGCAAUGAUUGUAAUACCUACUCGAAGAAAGAUGACGUCAGUGACAUUGCUGAAUCGAAUGACACGCUAGACAACUGUAUAAGAGAUACUGCGGAAAGUGGCACUACGGAUUGGGUAACUCCACACUGCGAUGCUAUAACACAGAAAGUGACUGUGGAACUUGAUAAAGAUGUUGAAUUUGCAGAAAACAAUACAGAGUUAACAAACAACAUCAAGGAGUCAGCUUGUCCAAGCAACUGUAGUGGACAUGGACAAUGUGUAAACCAAACAUGCAUCUGCGUCGAAGAUUUUGUAACAGACCUUUGCCUUUUAAAUAUUACACUCGGGCCAUUGAUAGAAGAACUUGCGGACGAAGGAAUUUGUGACAUCAGUAACGGAAGUGCAUGUGACUAUAUUCUUAUUGUUGGUAAUGGAUUCAUUGACACUGCUAAGUGCAAUUUAACAGUAUAUGUGGCAGGAACAGAUGGAAUCUUUAACUUGACAGACGAGUACGAAGUCGAUUGCAGUUAUCUGAAUUACAAUGAACUCUACGCACCGAUUCUUGAGACAAAUUCUUCCCAAAACGCUACUAACACGACGGAGGAGAUCGCCAAGAUGAUUGGAAUAUCUGUCAGCAACGAUGGUACACAUUUUGGUGCGCAACAGACUGUUGUGAUACUGGACACUACCUGCCAACAAACUCAGAAAAAUGCCGAUAACGAAACAGUAGUCACUUUGAAGACAGGUUUCUGCUACAUUGCGGCUACAUGUUACAGUUCUGGUACCUAUUUGACCGGCAGUUCUUGUGCCAAAUGUGACACAGCACAGAAUCUUUUCGUUUGGACAGACGGGUGUAAUGAAACGGAUGAUACAAACAAGAAUAAUCUGAUCAUAAUUAUGAGUUCUGUAGGUGGCGCCAUCCUUGCUAUAGCUGUGGCACUAGCCGUCAUUAUUUAUUUAAAGAUCAAGGCUAAAAAGAAGAGAACGUUAGCACCAUUGGUAGAAACUUCUUUAGGACCGUCGAAAAUGAAAUUCUGGUUUAGAAAAGGAAGUGACGUCGCAGUUGUUGAACAUCAUUUGGGACGAACGAAAGGGAGGAAAAUGGCAGCAGAGUAUAUAUCUGAUGAGGAGGAGGAGAAGAUGUGGUGAAUGAAGCAUUUAACAGUUACUUCGUCUAGAUUAAAAUAACAUUGAUGGAAAAUAGGUGUGUCAAGAUAUCUUACCAAUUAGGUCACAAAUGCAUCAUUUGUUUAUUGGACAAGGAAUAAUUUCUUCCUAAAAUUACAUACAUAAAAUCAUAUAUAUAUAAUUAACCUACAGACUAUCAUUUUAUUGUUUACGUCAUCCUUAUUUAACGGACUGUGCUGUUAAAAAUGUGGAAGAAAUUUAAAGUGUUUAAAAAUCUUUUUUUUCUACUUAUAUUUUUGUUUUGUUUGCUCACCACAACAUGAAGUUUCCUCCAGAUCAAGUUGUGAAAUAAAGUUCUUACUGAAUAAUAUGCAAAUAUUGUUAAACCUGGGCAAUUAACUAAAUCGCCAUUGAAGUUUAGUAAGUUAUUACCAUAAAUGGUUGUUUUGUUCAUAAUUUAAAACAAAUCACAGAUUCCAUCAACUGAGCUGGUGUCUCAGGAGUGUAUUUAUGGUUAAGAAUAAUUCUAUCUAGUUUGCAUCUAAUGUUCAUCCAUUCGUUUUGCUACAGAAUAAUAUAGUUUUGAUAGUGCCUUAGAUAUGUUAGAUACUUAAACACAUACGUGUUUUAAAAUGUUUAUCAUAUGCAUAUUGUAACAAUGACGUUUUGUUUUUAAGUGUACAUAUACCUGAUAUUGUAAGCACAUUCGUCAAAAUGACAAUACUUACAUAAACAUUAAUACUUUUACACUGUAUUUAACUUGACUUCUUACGAGCACCUAUUACUAUUUAAAUGGUUGAAUAAAGGCUUGUUUAUCUUCA
Messenger RNA from Mercenaria mercenaria, 7590 nucleotides. RefSeq names its product sushi, von Willebrand factor type A, EGF and pentraxin domain-containing protein 1-like. NCBI's taxonomy places the organism in Eukaryota, Metazoa, Mollusca, Bivalvia, Venerida, Veneridae. Bases 80 to 6790 code for a protein of 2236 amino acids. The record is from RefSeq and is a predicted model, not a curated record. The transcript is spliced from 39 exons.